GUGCUGGAUUCGGCCUAGGUGUGGUCUUCUCCGUCAUCUUCUUCAAAAGAAAGACCUGGCCGCUCGCUUUCGGCUCGGGGAUGGGCCUAGGAAUGGCGUACUCCAACUGCCAACACGACUUCCAGGCUCCGUACCUUCUCCACGGGAGAUUCAUCAAGGAGCAGUGAUGGGGUCCUGACCUUUCUGUGGCAGAGCAGCGGAGACACCUCGGCCUCCUCCUCUCCGUGGGGAGACAGGCACCCUUGGAGACCCGUGGACUUGCCGGCUGCCCCUCUGGGGAGGGGGCGGCUGCCACCCACCGCCACCACCACUACGCCUCCAAGCAAAUCUCGAUUUUGUAUCUUCUUCUUCUUUGGGGGGAACAGCAGGGAAAGGGGCCGUUCUGGGAAAGGCAAUAAAACGGACA
Molecule: messenger RNA, 406 nt
Organism: Pseudonaja textilis
Lineage: Eukaryota; Metazoa; Chordata; Lepidosauria; Squamata; Elapidae
Source: RefSeq, a predicted model, not a curated record